AUGUUAUACUCGUAUGGCUGCCUUUUCCCCCCUCUUUUCUCCUCUAUUGACACUGAAGAAAAGGAAGAGGAGGGGAAGGAGAAGGAGGAGGAUGAUGAUGAUAUUCAAUCUUGUAUGAAUGUAUCCGAGGACGCAGAACAAGGCAACAUGACUAACAUGAGUGGUCUUUAUCAGCUCAUCAGAGAUGACUUCACCAUAGCAGUCAUUAAGAACAUGAUUGUGUGUCUGAUCUGGCUCCUCCUCAUGUUUGUUAAUGGGACCUUUGUGACCAUUUUCUUCAGACACCAGAUCUUUAAUGAAGAUCCACGCUACAUCCUUUUCACCCACAUGGUCAUAAAUGACACCGUCCAGAUAACCAUCACCACCACUGUGUUUGUCCUCAGCUACAUCGUCUAUAAGAUUAACGUGUCCUUAUGCUGCUUCUUCAUUCUAACAGCUGUAUUCACCACCAGAAAUACCCCUGUCAACCUAGCCAGCAUGGCCAUAGAACGCUACAUAGUCAUUUGCAACCCUUUACAUUAUGCCCAGAUCUGCACAGUGCGGAGGACAUAUAUGAUCAUUGGAUUAAUUUGGUUGAUAUGUAUUGCACCAGAUAUUACAGAUUUAUUCAUCACACUGGCAACAGAGCCCCUGAGUUUCUUUCAGGAGUCAGUUUUCUGCUUGCGCCACAAUAUCUUCAAAGACCCAGUCCUGGCAUACAAAAGGCAAGCCUUUGAUGCGAUCUACUUCUCCUGUGUUUUUCUGAUUCUUGUCUUCACCUACUUGAAAAUCGUUUUUGUAGCCAAGUCCCUGUCAACAGAGAAGACAUUAGUCCAGAGAACCAGAAACACCAUCUUGCUUCAUGGUGCACAGUUGGCCAUGUGCAUGCUCUCUUAUAUCUCCCCAAGUGCAAACAUUGUCCUGGAGAUAAUAUUCCCUAAACAAAUCGCCGGGAUCAGAUUUGCAAAUUACGUAAUAAUCUACAUCCUGCCCCGGUGCCUGAGCCCAAUAAUCUAUGGUGUACGGGACAAAAAAUGUAGGAAAUACCUCACAAUGCAUCUUACAAACGUGCAAGAUUAA
This is a messenger RNA of Thalassophryne amazonica, 1059 nucleotides long. RefSeq names its product odorant receptor 131-2-like. Gene Ontology annotation, biological process: G protein-coupled receptor signaling pathway. The coding region runs from base 1 to 1059 and encodes 352 amino acids. Gene Ontology annotation, molecular function: G protein-coupled receptor activity. The transcript is spliced from 4 exons. Lineage: Eukaryota; Metazoa; Chordata; Actinopteri; Batrachoidiformes; Batrachoididae. Gene Ontology annotation, cellular component: membrane. The record is from RefSeq and is a predicted model, not a curated record.